UAGGUCUCAAUAGAAUCUUACUGCUCGCUAUUGGCUUGUGGCCAUAUCAACAAUCCAGACUCACUCGAUUUCAAUUUAAUCUUCUCUUUACUAUUUUGAUGACGAGUAUUAUAUUUCAAAUCUCAUCGCCAUGGUUCUGUCUUCCGUAUCUUUUUUUAUUAUUUGUAUAAUAAUAUAUUACUCAUUUCGUGUUAAUAUCAAAGUUGUAAAGAAGUUGUUGAUACAACUUCAGCACGUAUGUAACGAAUUAAGAGAUAAAAACGAAAUCGUUAUUAUAGAAAAAUAUGGCUAUAUUGCGAAAUGUUAUACGGUUGCACUUACGGUAACUGGUAUAUGCACAGUUAGUAUUAUAAUUCAACUUUUGACUUUGUCUGAUGAUGUUCCAUCGACGAACGUAACUCGACCACGUCGCAUGCAACUCGUAACGGAAUAUUUUGUAGAUCAGGAAAAAUAUUUCUUUUUAAUUCUGCUACAUACAAACACAGCAGUAUGUAUAGGCUUAACUGCGAUGAUAGCAACCGGAACAAUGUUUAUUGCAUACUUUAAAUUUAUUUGUGGAAUGUUUAAAAUCUCCAGUUAUCGUAUUGAACGCGCAGUGAAAAUCAACAUUCUGCAAAAUAUUACGUUGAAAAACAAAACUUUAAGAUCUGAGGACUUAAUUAGCGCUGUAGAUAUUCAUCGGCAAGCCAUACAAUUAUCUAAACAGUUCGUGUCCAAAUUUGUGAUAAUGUUCUUCUGUUUAGCAUAUGUGUUUGUAAUUGCAUUGUGUUUCAACUUUGUUCGAAUUUUUCAGAUUGUGUGUACCAAACAAGCUGCUACGAAAAUUAUACUGCCUAUACUAUGUGCAUCUAUUAAUAUCUUAUAUUUGUUUAUAUCAAAUUAUCUUGGGCAAAAUUUGACAGAUUACAAUAAUUGCGUAUUUGAUACUGUAUACAGAGUAGAAUGGUACGUAACUCCUUUACACAUCCAGAGAAUCAUACUCUUCUUGUUGCUAAAAGGCGCCAAAAAUUAUACUUUGAAUAUCGGAUUUUUUACUCCAUCUUUAGAGUGCUUUGCCAUGUUGGUGAAAGCAUCGGUAUCUUACUUUACUGUUGUACUAUCUACACAGUGACAAGAUAAAAAUAAAUUAAGUAAACCCAUGAGACAGAA
This is a messenger RNA of Temnothorax curvispinosus, 1149 nucleotides long. RefSeq names its product odorant receptor 22c-like. The transcript is spliced from 9 exons. Gene Ontology annotation, molecular function: odorant binding; olfactory receptor activity. NCBI's taxonomy places the organism in Eukaryota, Metazoa, Arthropoda, Insecta, Hymenoptera, Formicidae. The coding region runs from base 131 to 1111 and encodes 326 amino acids. Gene Ontology annotation, biological process: detection of chemical stimulus involved in sensory perception of smell; sensory perception of smell. Gene Ontology annotation, cellular component: plasma membrane. The record is from RefSeq and is a predicted model, not a curated record.